CCGGCGCAGGGUCCGGGCGCGCAGCGCGGCGGGCGUAGGUCUAUGUCGCGGGCAGCGGCGGCGGCGGCGGCCGCGGAGGGACGAUGCGCGAGUACAAAGUGGUGGUGCUGGGCUCGGGCGGGGUCGGCAAAUCCGCCCUGACUGUGCAGUUCGUGACCGGCACUUUCAUCGAGAAAUACGACCCCACCAUCGAGGACUUCUACCGCAAGGAGAUCGAGGUGGACUCGUCGCCGUCGGUGCUGGAGAUCCUGGACACGGCGGGCACCGAGCAGUUCGCGUCCAUGCGGGACCUGUACAUCAAGAACGGCCAGGGCUUCAUCCUCGUCUACAGCCUCGUCAACCAGCAGAGCUUCCAGGACAUCAAGCCCAUGCGGGACCAGAUCAUCCGAGUGAAGCGGUAUGAGAAGGUGCCAGUCAUCUUGGUCGGGAACAAAGUAGAUCUGGAAAGUGAGAGAGAAGUGUCCUCCAGUGAAGGCAGAGCCCUUGCAGAAGAGUGGGGCUGCCCCUUCAUGGAGACGUCUGCCAAGAGUAAAACAAUGGUGGACGAACUCUUUGCAGAAAUUGUGAGGCAAAUGAACUAUGCCGCGCAGCCCGACAAGGAUGACCCGUGCUGUUCUGCAUGUAACAUCCAGUAGCAUUCACACGUGGCUGUCCUGGUCAGGAGCUGCCCUGAAUCGCAGGCGAUACCAACCUCGUCUGCUCAACAGUGGAGCUUGCAGGAUGUGUGGUGCGAAUCUCCAGUGAAAUAGCCGUCCUUGUUCAGAGUGGAGCAGUGAUGGUCAGUUGAUGUCUCUGAGUAACAUAUGGGUUCAGUAACUCCAGUCUUCACCGUGGUCCUCAGUCUUCUCUAGGCACCUGCAGCUUCAGGCAUAGCCAAGUCGAUCUACAGAGUGUUUUCCUUUGAAAGCUAUCAUUGCAUUGUCACUGAGUUGACAGAAGCAACUAUGGUAUAUGUUAAAAAUAAUCACGGGCAAGAAACCAGAAGAAUUCCUGUGACCACUUACAAUUAAAAUAUUUUGUCUUCUGUUAAAAAAAAAAAUUAAGGAGAAAUAUUUUCCUACAAGAGUACUGAAUUUCAGGAACUGAGAUAGUGCUUCUAACCAAUGUAUCACGUCAAGUAAGAUAACAACAGCUGACCUGCCAACAGCAUUACAGGGAGAGAUUCUUUGCUCAGCUGACAUAUUUGUUUUUCAAAAUCGAUGCUUAAUUGUAGAUGUUAUCCUAAUUUGUGACACGGAACUAACUCACACAUCAGUCCUUGAUAGAGCAAAAGUCACAACAGGUUGUGUAAAAAUACAGCCUAGUGUUAGAAUGUGUCAUCACCUGCUUUGCCCAGAAAGUGGAGACUCUUACAAGGGUUUGAGCCGAAUUAAAACCCCAAACCCACCCUCUGUUAACUAAGCAGGGAUGGUCUUUAUUACUUUACUGAACAAGAAGGAAGCAACUGUGACGGAAAGAGAUUGUGUAGCCUUACUAACGAGAAGUGUUCUAGUAGAUUAACUAGUACCAUCAUGUAAGGAAAACGAAGCCAUGUUGCAUCCACAUGUUCCCGUUUGCAGAAACCUCACAAGACAGUACAGAUAUCUUGCAUUUUUACGUUCGUUAAAGCAGCAAAUUCCUUCUUGCCUUUAAGGGCUAUGGUUGUGGUGUGAUUCUCGGCUAACCUGCUUUCGAAAUCAAGUUUUCUAUAGCAGAGCUUUAUCGCAGGCAUUUAAAAAAUUGAAUAACCAUGAGAAAUAAUUUGGGCUUAAAAGUAGAACAUAAAUUAUAGAGUGAAAGUUAAAAGACAAAAAAAAAAAACCCUUUAAUUUUCCUGGAGAAUUAUAUAAAGAUUUUCUUACAACAAUUUUGCCCUGAUUACUGAAGUGGCAAAUAAAGCUAGAGUGAAUAUUUUGUUUUGAAAAGGUGCUCAAGUUCUGACAUUUUUGGUUUUCAUAGCCGUAAAGUAUUUAUCAUUUGCAUGACUAAAGGCACACGAAAAACCUAUUCAUAAGUUUUACAAUCAAGUGCAGAAGGGUUUUCAACUAACUUCAGAGUUACAAAUGCUGAAGAGCGUAUCUUGAGCUGAUCCUCUGGAGAUAAAUUUGGCCUUCAGAACUGCAGUAUCACUGAGCCUGUGAUCUACAUACCGCCCCACAUGUUGUUGGUUUCACGCGCUUGUGCAAGUAAGCUCGGGUCUUAUGUGUGUAACUGAGCGAAGAGUGUAUGUUUGCGUGUGCAUGUGUGUUCAUUGUUCCUACGAAUUUGGCACAAGUCAGAGAUAAUUGCCUAUAAUGAGAAUCUGUACUGCAGAAUAUAGUGUAUCAAAACCAUUUUUUUCUUUCAAAUUAUUUGUUUUUAUACAUUACUGAAAUCAUUGGUAGCCCCCCAAGUGUUUAGUAACCUGACAUUAAGGUUAGAGGAGAGAAAAAAGGUGGAUAGUCCUUUUCAUAGAUGAGAAAACAGAGAUCUGUGGGUAAAACCAGGCCGUGGUUGUCAGAAGUCUUUGAACCGUGAAUAUUUGCAUUCUUCAGUAUCGUUUUUUUUUUUAUGAUCCCCAAUUAUGAAGCACCUUGUUUAUAGGACAGAAAGUUCUGACCAGUUUUAUUGAAAUAAAUUUCAUCACGUAAAAGGUGAUUUGACUCGAUCACGUGGAGAAAUCAAAGAUUCAAGAAGUAUGAUUUUAUCAACUGAAUUAGAAAUACUUGUUAGUGCACUGUUUGACUUUUGAAUCCUGUAACUUCUAAGAAUGAUUCUGUUUUUUAGAAUUCCAUAUUUGGUAGCAAUUUAUGGCAACAGAUUACAUAUUAAAAACAUCUAUAAAGAUUCUACAGUUUUACAUUGUGGAUUGCUAUGCAGACAAGAAAAGUUAAAUAAUAUGAAAGGUAUGGCAAGAUAUAAGGUGGAAAAGGUUAUCUAAAAAUUUGGGUUUUAGUUAGACGUGUUUGUCAGACAAUAAGGUGGUUUUUUACUGUAAAGAUGUUAAUAACUGAUUUGGCUGCCUGAUCAGUGUUUCCACGCAGCCCUGAAUAUUUAGUGACAAAGCAUCAAAGAUACGCAGAAAUGUGGAAACUGCUUGUGUGCUCUUACUGUUGGUAUUUCAUCUGGUAUGGAUAUAACUCAGCUUGAAUGAAUGUGUUUGUUGAGACGUUAAUACAAAGCUUAAGAACAGGAAGAUGAAAUUUGUUGGCACAUGAAAUAAUAGUGGCUAAAAGUUGGUGACCUUGGGUCACUAUUUAUUUUAUGCCCUGAUCAGACUAGCAACUAGAUAAGUGAAAGUUUUUCUAACAUGCCUUAAAAAUGUUAUGGUUUGAUCCAAAGACCCACUUUUUCUUUAGCUACUAUGAUAAGGUUUUCUUUUUUUUCUGUUUCAUCUCGUUUUACUUUUAUACAAAGGCAGCAUUUUUUAAGUUUUUUUCGUUCUAUAUUGCAACUUUUUUUUUUU
This is a messenger RNA of Globicephala melas (long-finned pilot whale), 3424 nucleotides long. RefSeq names its product RAP2A, member of RAS oncogene family (gene RAP2A). Gene Ontology annotation, cellular component: plasma membrane. Gene Ontology annotation, molecular function: GTP binding; GDP binding; GTPase activity. NCBI's taxonomy places the organism in Eukaryota, Metazoa, Chordata, Mammalia, Artiodactyla, Delphinidae. The record is from RefSeq and is a predicted model, not a curated record. Gene Ontology annotation, biological process: Rap protein signal transduction; negative regulation of cell migration.